CCGCGAGGACAUCAAGUCGUGGCACGUCAACUACUGCAGCGAAGUAUCAUAACGGCCUCGCCGGUGCAACGGCCUCGGGCGGUGCAGCGAGUGCCCCCGACCAACAAGAAGAUGCCAACUUGGCGUCGAACAAGGAACACCUCCCGGAGAGGGCGCAGCACAAUCCCCUGCCCGACGGGUGGACGCGGGUGCACAAGUAUCUGGCCAUUGGGCCGGACGGGCAGGAGUACUCGAUGCGGAUCCCGAAGCCCUGGAGCCUGGGGAAAGCGAACUACGUAGACGGCAAGGGCCGGACGCGGUCGAAAAACGUGUUCCGGACCAACGACGGGCGGGAGUUCGGCACGCACGAGAUGGACAAGCUCUUGUACGCAAUCAAGGAGUUCAACGACAGAACGGAAGGUGCCUCGAAAAGUGGAGUAGAUGUGGGAGGUGGUGGUGUAGUAAAAACAGGGACCCCGCCCGCGGCCCCUGCAGCUCCGGGUGGUCGUGUUGCAGCUCCGACUUCUGCUUCUGUUCCUGCAGGAGUGGGCACCACGACCACGAGCAAGGCAGUAGAACAGGGUCCUCGUGCAGAAGCCGCGACUCCGGGGCAGAACGUUGUCGGUGGAUCCCUCCUCGUCCAGAGACCACAAGAAGGGCACCAGCUUCAACAGCAGCAACUGAUUCCAUCUCCAGAGCAGCGAGGAGGAGGAGUAGGUCAGCUGCAGCAGGAAGAAAAUGUUCUUACAAAAGAAGCAAAUUCGCAAGCGACCACGUCGAGGAUCUCUACUACUAACGUACAGCUACAGGCCCCCGCAGCGACAGUGCGGGGACAAGAACACCAGCCACCGCCCAAGACGAGCGAAAUGAUUAGUCGAGCGGCCCAGCAGCUGGCCCAGAGUCAGCAGAGGGAGGAAGGAACGAUGCGGCAGGAGGGGGGGAAUCGGAAUGAUGUUGUGCAACAAGAGCAGCAGCAGAGCUAUGUUGGUCUACCUCGUCGGGAAAUGAUAAACCAGCCGCAAAGCAGUACCUCUUUAAAUGGUGCCGAGAACAAUCGGUCGGUGGUCAUAAUUCCGGACGACCCAAAAAUACAAGGAAUACUAGACCCACGACCAGGUCCUCGCACGGAAAGAAGCCCGACGAUGUUCGCCCCGUCUGCUCGUAAUUCUCAGGAACAGCACCAGCACCAGCAGCACGAACCGCAGCAGCCGCAGCCCAUCCCGAUCCCACCGACAGCGAAGAUAAAAAUGGAUGAACGCUCGCACAACAAGCAAAAAUCCGUGACCGCCAAGAAGGCUCUAAGUAGUUUAGGACUACUGCAAGUCGACGACCAUAGUGGAGGUUCCCACCCGAAGCGGCCAAGCGCUGUAGGUGGUAGCACUUCUCCAAAUACCGGAGCAGGGACGACCUCAUCCACUGGGGCAGGCGGGGGCAUGAAACAGACUGGGGGUACUACCACCUCCUCGUCGAGAAGUACCACGAAGACGAAGAAACUGCUGACAAAUUUUGUCGAUGAGCACGGCAAUCCGGAGCCGCCCCCGAGGUACGGCAGCACCACGC
Amoebophrya sp. A120 is the source of this 1539-nucleotide messenger RNA. Lineage: Eukaryota; Dinophyceae; Syndiniales; Amoebophryaceae. The record is from the annotation of a GenBank genome assembly.